Molecule: messenger RNA, 5533 nt
Organism: Bufo gargarizans (Asiatic toad)
Lineage: Eukaryota; Metazoa; Chordata; Amphibia; Anura; Bufonidae
Gene: NYAP1
Product: neuronal tyrosine phosphorylated phosphoinositide-3-kinase adaptor 1
Exons: 8
Coding region: 1058-3463 (801 amino acids)
Biological process (GO): phosphatidylinositol 3-kinase/protein kinase B signal transduction; neuron projection morphogenesis
Source: RefSeq, a predicted model, not a curated record
AGGCCGGGAAAAUGGGAGAGCGGGGGGCGGAGGGGGCCCCGGAGAGGAGCGGGGGCCCAGACUGCAGGCCGUGGUGAUAACAGGACUGUCUGCUCCGGUCCGGCCUGUGCUGUCAGCGCCGCCACAGCUCACCUUAUAGCAGAGAGGUCACAGCCGGAAACCGCUCCGGUACCGCCGCCUGAUCGUUACAGAGAUCAGAGAACUGUUCUUGAAGAUGUCUUCCAGUUUCCACGUCUUCUGACUGUAUUGUCAUGGACAAAUUUCUACCCAAAAAUCUACACACUGUUUUUUUUUUCUCGUGAAGAUCUUACUAUGGGAAACCAAGAAAAGAGAAGCACCACCCAGUCCAGUACGUCUUAUCUGGAACCAGUUUGUGUGACCUCUUUAUGGGCUUCUUAUCUGCAUACCGCUGGUGGCCAAGACAUCAUCCACCACUGACUUGAGUCAGCAAAGAGAACUUCCUCAUUCUGUGGACAAGACACAUAUACUGACAUGAUCUGUAAUCUGUACAUACUGAUCUUGUUUUUCAUGUACGAUAACUGGUAACUUACCAACCCGUAUUCCUUUAUGUGGUCAAACUACGCUGGAGGUUUUCUAGAUGACUUUUGCCGAUGGACCAUCUUCCAGGCUCGAUUGUGCAGUAUCAUUAGAUUAUUUUCCAUCUCCGUCUUUCGAGAACAACUUUGUGUGGAGGAGAUGCAUGGCAAAUAGCGUCUUCGUAUGGUCAUGGUCUGUACUCCUAUGGGAUCUAUGUGAAUUCGGCAACGUCUUCGUAGGAGGAAGAAGCUUCCACCACUGACUGUGAAAUGUAGGACAGAGGUUUGAAACGUUUUGUACAGAGGUUUUCAGAACAGACUUUAUAGAUUGAUUCCCGACUCGGGACAGGAACAGGAUCCUGCAUGAACGUCUCUAGACAGUCACUGUAGAAGACGUGAGGUCAGUUUAUUCAACUUGACCCACAUGCAAGAUCGAGAGACAUGGCUGUGGGAUGAACUUACCAAAGUGAGACACCCCAAGUCUCCACCCUCAGCGGGGUCUAAAGGUCGGUCUCCAGAAGAUGACCCCCAGCUCCUCUGACACUGUGACAUUUCUUGGGAUAGAAAAGGCUGGAGCCAUGAAUCUGCUGUACAGGAAGAGCCGAGUGGAGUGGAGACAGAAGGAGGAGGAACCUAAGAAAAGCUCUGGAAAGGUUCGGGACAUGGCUUCGUUCCGUCGCCAUUUCCGGAUGGGUUUUAUGACGAUGCCAGCCUCUCAAGAGCGGGCCCCUCUCCCAUGUGCCAGUGCCAUGGCCCCUCGGUCUCUUUCCUGUCACUCAGUGGGCAGUGCACCAGAGGAUAGUGGAAACGAAGGGGGCCCCCCGGGGAGGAGACCUCCAGCAAAACCUAAGAGAAACCCCAGCACAAAACUCAGCCUUGGUGGAGAAGGACGGACGGCAGAGGAACGUAGGAUCAGGAAGGAAGGGUCCAUAAAAAGUGCCUCUGACACUCGCCGGAUGCCCCCGCAGAAACCACAGCGCAGCCCCCAUACACAUCUGUCUGCCUCCUUUGACGACGCCUAUGCGAACCGACCUGCCUCAACAUCUGCCAUUCUCACUUCCAGCAACCGCACCUCUUCGCCCUCCCCAGAAGAACCUGUGUACAUUGAGAUGGUAGGCAACGCGUCUCGAAGGCCUCCUCCCCCACCCACCCCAGCACCACCAGAGGAGGAGUCAGAUGGUGAAGAAGAGGCAAUCUAUGAGGAAAUGAAGUACCCUCUUCAUGAAGAGCAGCCAUCCCAUCUGAGACAUCCUCAACGCCGCCGGCUUCCACCACCUAGAACUCCGGAGGUUGACAUACCACCACCUUUUCCUAACCUCCUACAGCAUCGACCUCCACUUCUUGGAGCACCAUCUGGAAAGGGCCAAAAAGUCACAAAGCCUUCGCAGCCGGCCGCAUCUUCUAAGCUGCCGGUUCCUCACAAGGAGAUGCCAAGUGCAGCCUCCUCAUCAUCCAUUUAUCUCCCUCCAUCUGGUCGUGCUCGCAGUCACUCAACACCGUUGCCCCCACAGACGUCUGCCCAGCGCAGACCAGAGUCUGAAACCCCGAGAGGGUCGACGUUCUCACAGGAAAAGGGGGCAUCGAUGUUGCCCAUUCCCCAUGGACAUAAUCGGGACAAAGCCCUUUCUUACACCAUGGUGUAUUCUUCCGUCAAGGUGACACAUUCUCUCUUACCAGCCUCACAGGUUGAGGAAAAAACUGAGAGGGAGAUCUCGGUCUUAGCUGGACUUAUUUGUCCAGCAUCUCGUGUGGCGGGCACACAACUCCCAAGUCGACCUCCUUCAGCACACCUCCAUCAGGUCCAAGGGGAGCAGGCUUCUCCUGCCGUCUGGACAUACCCUACGGGCAAGAGACCACCAGCAUACGAGACCAGCAUAAAGGGCUCAAGAACACCAGUCGUUCAGGCCUCCGAAACCCGUGUAGGUGUUGGGGCAGCAGAGGAGGAGAGGCCUGGGUCUGUAUGGGAAUUACAGAGAAGAAUGUCAUGUGGGCGUCGGAGCCAACUUGGGGAACCAUUAUCCGAUGUUCCCCGCGUUUGGAACGGGAAUCCAGGAAGACCAGAGAAGACCGGCCAUGGGACAGCUGCAUCUGGUAUCCCUGUUCGGAGCCAACAAAGCCUGGACAGUGCACUUGCCCGUGGGGUGGCACGGACAGGUCUUCCAGUGCCAUGCCAAACCUUUCCAGCAUGUCACAGGAGUGCAGAUUUUGGAGGUGGAUAUCGCCUGGGCCGUUCCGCCUCUACCUCCGGGGUGCGCCAGACAUCUGCCCACAGGCAAAAUCAGGUAUCUGCUCAGACACUGAGACCUGCAGAGCAUUACUGCACUGUGCAUCAUAUCACAAGGCUGCAGAGCAUUACUCCGGCAUGCAGGUCACUCACUGUGCCAAUCUCAUCACAUCGUUUUAUCAUUCUCUCUCUCUCUGCAGAACAUUAUUCCCAAAUGGAGUUCACUCACCUCUCUGCAGAGCAUUACUGCUGCAUUGUGAUCAUCCUCUUUCUCCGCAGAGCGAUUCGCCUCCAUGCUGAUUACUUUCCGCUGAUUUCUGACCUCAUUUCCUAUCUCUCCCUGCAGAGCCCCAUUCAUGCUUCCCGUUAUCUCCAUUACCCAUGUGUGCAGAUUAUCGCACCUCUCUGUACAGCACGAGCCUCGCAUGCCCAUAAUCUCAUCUUCACACAGGCGGUUUUGUCCCCCACCCCCACGCUGCCCUCUGGUGGCCGGGAACGUGAUGGAAAAUUGCAGGAAGUGAUUGAGAGGAAGAGAUUUCUGUGCCACGAGAUCAAGUCGCGGCAGCCGCGGGCAGAGAGGGGGCUCUGCAAGCAGGAAAGCCUGCCCAUCCUUCCCAGCUGGAGGCGGGGGUCUGAAGUUCGGAAAGGGGGCACCCCACCAUGCCAUCGGCAUCAGGCUGUGUUGUGGGACACCGCCAUCUGAGAAUCCUCCCCCUUCUCUGUACCCAGGGGCGCUGGCCGAAACCCUGCGGUGGAGGUGGGCAGGAGGUCUGUGGGGGGAUAGUCUGCGGAUACGGAGGGCAGUAGUGGGGGACGAUGAGGGUGAUAGUCCAGAGCUGGGCUCCUCCCAUGACAUUCUUGACCAUGCCAAUAGUUGAUGAGUUGUCACCCAUGAGAAGGAGCCCCCAAAGUACUAGGGUCACUUCGGGUCGUCCGCCAGCGAGGUCAAGGGCUAACCGGGCAGAAUGGCGCCGAGCUGUCCACACACACGGAGCGCUUCCCGCACGGAUCGGAGGGCGAAUCACCCAAACUAAGAUUGAUGGGCAAAUCCAUGAAACUAGUCAGCUGCCGUCCUAUAGUCCGCGGGGUUGGCACAUUUCGGGUGGAGUCCGCCUUUAAGGGCUCAUUCACACAACAUUUUUUGCGGCUCGGGUGCGGACCCAUUCACUCCGUGAGCUGUCCGCAUCCGUUGCUCCGUUCCGUUCCCAUUUUGUGGACAAGAAUAGGCAUUUCUAUAAUGGGCCAACCCUUCCGUUUCGCAAAUUGCGGAAGGCACACGGGCGGCAUCCGUGUUUUGCGGACCUCAAAACACGGCACGUUCAUGUGAACGAGCCCCAAGUGAUCUUUGGUGCCGUCUAUAGUCGGCUUCAUUGAUUGAGGAGAUGACGGCUGCACCAUUACAGACCAGUUUGGCAAUGGGUCGAAACGUAGGCGUCAUUUCAUGUGGUGAUGGGAUAAGCGGACGCCAAACACGCUUGGCUCUGCUUAUCUCAUAUCAAACAUGUAUAAUGUCCCUCUAAGGUAAGGGACCACGAUGAAGGACCACCAGAAAUAGGGUCCAGUAACCACCUUCAUCCCCGGGGUCUCCCACAUUCAUGUUCCAGGUCUUCCUUGUCAUGGUGGAUCCAACAUCAUGUGCUGGAGGUGACGCCAUAUUGGUGCUGUGAUGUCACCAACGUCAAAGGUGUGUACGAAAGGAAACAUCCAAAUCAUGGUGGAUCUCCCCUCCAAACAAUAAUGGGAUCUUCCAAAAGGAAUCUAGCGCCUAGGGGCAGUCUAGUAACUGGGUGAGCCCACUUCAUGCGACGGGGGUGGUAUACGCUCACGGUUACAGGGCUGGAUGAUGAGGAUUUACCGCCUCGUUCUUCAGUCCCUUCACAAAGGAAUUACCAAGCAGCUGACUAAUUACAAAAAAAAGAAAAAAUGACCCGUUUAUACGGAAUUUUCAGGCCCUCCACACAGACGCACAUCAGCCGGCGGCCGCGACUUUAUAGGGUCACUUUUCUGAGCUGUAAUAAUGAGAUUUCAGAUAUUUAUUCGUGUAUAUAAACAUUUUUGUAUAUAGGAGGUCAUGGCGAGGCAUAAGAGAUCGUACUGAUUGUAGCGUCGGUGUCAUUCACGUAGAUAACGCGGCGGGGGUAUUUUUAGGUUAUUUUUCAUGAUUUUUUUCAUUAUGUGCCAUUUAUCACUGACAGACGAAAUCAAGUGCUUUAUCCUGUAUUAUUAUUAACGGUUUUACUCCUCUUUAUUCGUUUGCCUUAAGAGCGGCGCUCACGUAGCCGUGCGGUUAUUUCUGCUAAAUAUUGACCCACAUUUUAGGCCUCAUCCACACGACCGCAGUUUCGGUCCAUAUACAAUCUGCAUUUUUUACGGAUCGCUACGGUGCCGCAAAACAUGUGGACAGCACACCACGUGCCGUCCGCAUCCGUAUGGCGGCCCGCAACCUCGCAAAAAAAAAAGCAGAACGUGUCCUAUUCUUGUCCGUUUUUCCGGUCAAGAAUAGGCAUUGCUGACAAAGGGAAGGACGUGCGGAUCCGCUAAAUGUGGAACGCACACAGCCGGUAUCCGUGUUUUGCGGAUCCGUAAUUUGCGGACCGCAAAUGCUCAUCCGGUCGUGUGCAGGAGGCCUUAUUCUUCUAAUGGGACAAAUUCUAAGAUUUAUUGCCGCCUACGAUUCCAAUAUAAUGUGAUCAUCUCUACAAAACUACCUUCUAGUGUUUAUACUUUACGUGGACGUUUUUUCAUUUUAUUUAUUUUACAUUAAGUUAUUGUA